Messenger RNA from Procambarus clarkii (red swamp crayfish), 6021 nucleotides. The record is from RefSeq and is a predicted model, not a curated record. Lineage: Eukaryota; Metazoa; Arthropoda; Malacostraca; Decapoda; Cambaridae.
CCAGACCUCACAUUUCCUCGGCAGAUCGCUUGCCGGAGGGUCCUCUAGCGACGGUGACUGUGGACUGUGUGUACUCGUGGGAAAGUUGAGCCGUCAUGCGUGUAGUGGUGGUGUGGGUGGCGGUGGUGGCGGUCGGCCUCAGCUGUGCUGCCAAGUUGGACCACUUGACGGGCAAGGGUGAAGGAUGCGACUGCGACCAAGGUGGACCUGGCAGCAAGACACCCAUUGGAAGCUUCUUCGUGGCACCGCUUCCAUCGGGGGGCACCCACACCUCCUUCGCUGGGUUCGGAUCCCCUUCAAAGAUAAAGCCCGGAGGAGGAGUCCUGGGGUCGUCGUUCCAGACGUCCGCCACCCAAGGCAGCGGGUCGUCCUCGACAAGAGGGUCGUCUGCAGGUGGUUCUUUCACAUCUUUUGCUGGAUUUAAUACUGGAAGUAGCAGCGCUGCUUCCAAAGGGUCGUUCCAUUCUGGCUCUUAUACCUCAUCACAAGGCGCUGGAACGGGAGGAACUGUGGCUGCAAGCGCACAAGCUCCUUUUGCUGGAACCCGCAGGGCUGGAAGCACUGGAAGUGGAUCUUCCUCUGGUGCAUAUGGAGCGACGUCAGGCUCACCAAAGCCUGGAAGUCCAUUCGGCACUUCUGGCACUCCUUCGAGAGCUCCUGGAUCUGGAAGUAGUUUUUCGUCUGGUGGAGGGCUUGGAAGUGGGUCUGGAAGACCUGGUACUGGAAGUUCUUCAGCUGCAGGUCAACGUCCUGGAAGUGGACUCACUGGAUUGGGCGCAUCAUCUAAGACGAAACCAGGAGGUGGAGUCCAGGGCGCAUCCUUCCAGUCGUCAGUCACUCACCGCAGCGGGUCCUCUCCGGGUAGUGGGUCGCCUGCUGGAGCUGGUCGUGGUAGUGCUGGUGGGUCGACCACCAGCGGGUCUUUCACAUCCUUCGCUGGAGAUGGUGCUGGAAGAGGCAGCGAUGCUUCCAGAGGUUCAUUCCAUUCUGGCACCUUUACCUCAACAUUAACCGGUGGAACGGGGCCUUCGGGUUCACGUGGUUCAUUAGGCACCUCUGGUACUCCUUCGAGAGUAGGCGGCCCUGGAAGUGGGUCUACAUCAUCUGGAGGCAGAUAUUCUUCCUCUUCACAUAAAACGUCGUCCAGCACGCCAGGGUCUGGAACGACUGGUGGGGGAAUUUCUUUUAGUGCACACAGUUCUUCAGCUGCUGGUCAGUUUCCAGGAAGUGGUUCUGGAAGUGCAUUCACUGGAUUCGGUUCACCUUCCAAGACAAAACCAGGAGGAAUCCAGGGCUCGUCCCUCCAGGCGUCAGUAACUCACCAAAGUGGUGGUGCUUCUGCUGGAGCUGCUCAUGGUGGUAGUAGUGGUGGUGGGUUGACCACCAGCGGCUCUUUCACAUCCUUCGCUGGAGAUGGUGCUGGAAGCGGUAGCGAUGGUUCCAGAGGAUCAUUCCAUUCAGGCACCUUCACCUCAACAUUAACCGGUGGUACGGGGCCUUCAGGCUUUGGAACUGGAACCCAUGGUUCCGGAACUGGAACCCAUGGUUCUGGAACUGGAUCUUCCCUUAGUGGUCACGGUUCAUCCACCUCACCCGGGUCUGCAAGUGGCCUUACGAAACCUGGAAGUUUGUCAACAAGAGCUGGAAGUGGUUUCUCAUCUACUAGUUAUGGAUCUUCCUCUGGAUCACGUGGAUCUGGUACAGGAUUUGGUGCUGGAACUAAAACUGGCUCUGGUGCUGGAUUAGGGUCUGGUGCAGGAACGGGUACUGGAUUUGGUGCCGGUACUGGUGCUGGAUUUGGUACUGGUACCAAAACUGGCCAUGGAGCUGGAGCUGGAUUAGGUGCUGGUGCUGGUACUGGUGCUGGAUUUGGUACUGGUACCAAAACUGGCCAUGGAGCUGGAGCUGGAUUUGGUACUGGUACUGGUGCUGGAUUUGGUACUGGUACCAAAACUGGCCAUGGAGCUGGAGCUGGAUUUGGUACUGGUGCUGGUACUGGUGCUGGAUUUGGUACUGGUUCUGGUGCUGGUACUGGUGCUGGUGCUGGUGCUGGAUUAGGUACUGGUGCUGGAUUUGGUACUGGUACCAAAAUUGGCCAUGAAGCUGGAGCUGGAUUUGGUACUGGUGCUGGUACUGGUGCUGGAUUUGGUACUGGUACCAAAACUGGCCAUGGAGCUGGAGCUGGAUUUGGUACUGGUGCUGGUACUGGUGCUGGAUUUGGUACUGGUGCUGGAUUUGGUACUGGUGCUGGUUCUGGUGCUGGAUUUGGUACUGGUACUGGUGCUGGAGUUGGUACUGGUACCAAAACUGGCCAUGGAGCUGGAUUUGGUACUGGCACUGGUGCUGCAUAUAGUGCUGGAACUAAAACUGGCCAUGGAGCUGCAUUUGGAUCUGGUACUGGUACUGGUGCUGGCCCUGGUGCUGGUACUAGGGCUGGAUUUGGAACAAGUACUGGUACUGGUGCUGGAUUUGGUGCUGGAUUUGGUACUGGAACUAAAACUGGCCAUGGAGCUGGUUUUGGAACAAGUACUGGUACUGGUGCUGGAUUUGGUGCUGGAACUAAAACUAGCCAUGGAGCUGCAUUUGGAACAAGUACUGGUACUGGUACUGGGGCUGGAUUUGGAACAAGUACUGGUACUGGUGCUGGAUUUGGUGCUGGAACAAAAACUGGCCAUGGAGCUGCAUUUGGAACAAGUACUGGUACUGGUGCUGGUACUGGGAUUGGAUUUGGAACAAGUACUGGUGCUGGCUCUGGUACUGGUGCUGGAACUAAAACUGGCCAUGGAGCUGCAUUUGGAACAAGUACUGGUACUGGAUUUGGAACAAGUACUGGUACUGGUGCUGGAUUUGGUGCUGGAACUAAAACUGGCCAUGGAGCUGCAUUUGGAACAAGUACUGGUACUGGUGCUGGCCCUGGUGCUGGUACUAGGGCUGGAUUUGGAACAAGUACUGGUACUGGUGCUGGUACUGGUGCUGGCUCUGGUGGUGGAUUUGGUGCUGGAACUAAAACUGGCCAUGGAGCUGGUUUUGGAACAAGUACUGGUGCUGGAUUUGGAACAAGUACUGGUGCUGGAUUUGGAACAAGUACUGGUACUGGUGCUGGCUCUGGCGCUGGUAUUGGUGCUGGCUCUGGCGCUGGUACUGGUGCUGGAUUUGGUGCUGGCACUAAAACUGGCCAUGGGGCUGCAUUUGGAACAAGUACUGGUACUGGUGCUGGAUCUGGUGUCCAUGGGUCCAUUGCACCAGGAUUUAGUUCCCAAUUCACCAAAGUAACCUUCACCAGUGACCACAAACCUGGAUUUGGUGCCCAAAGAACCGGAUUUGGUCCUACCGUCUCUGGCACCGGUGCCGGAUUCGGAGUGAGCACUAGAACUAGUUCUGGUACAGGAUUAGGUGCUGAUAGUGGCACUCGUUCCGGUGCUGGAUAUGGAACUAGUUAUGCAACUGGAACUAAAACGGACUCUGGUUCUCGGUUCGGUGCAGGUUCUGGUGUUGGCACUAAAACUGGGACUGGGGCUGCAUUUGGAACCGGUCCUGGGUCUGGGGUUGGUUCUGGGACUGGAUUUGGUACUAGUGCUGACCGUGGUGCUGGAUUUGGCGCUGGAACUGGUACUGGUGUUGGAACAAAAACUGGUCAUGGAGCUGGAAGUGGUACUGGUGCUGAUCGUGGUGCUGGAUUUAGUACUGGUACUAAAACUGGCGCUGGUACUGGUUCUGGAUUUGGUUCUGGGACUGGCUCUGGUGCUGGAUUUAGUACUGGUACUAAAACUGGCGCUGGUACUGGUUCUGGAUUUGGUUCUGGGACUGGCUCUGGUGCUGGAUUUGGUACUGGUACUAAAACUGGCGCUGGUACUGGUUCUGGAUUUGGUUCUGGGACUGGCUCUGGUGCCGGAUUUGGUACUGGUACUAAAACUGGCGCUGGUACUGGUUCUGGAUUUGGUUCUGGGACUGGCUCUGGUGCCGGAUUUGGUACUGGUACUAAAACUGGCGCUGGUACUGGUGCUGGAUUUAGUUCUGGGACUGGCUCUGGUGCCGGAUUUGGUACUGGUACGAAAACUGGCUUUGGUGCUGGUGCUGGAUUUGGUACUGGUACGAAAACUGGCUUUGGUGCUGGUACUGGUUCUGGAUUUGGUUCUGGGACUGGCUCUGGUGCCGGAUUUGGUACUGGUACUGGAAGUGGUACUGGCGCUGAUCGUGGUGCUGGAUUUGGUUCUGGUACCACAUCUGGCUUUGGGGCUGGAUUUGGAGCUCAUGGCAAGCCAGGUAGCCAAGAUUCAAGGGGUUCCGGCACUUAUGUCAGCAGUAAGUUCACUUCCACAAGGACUGGUGUUGGUUCUGGCACUGGUUCUGGCCUAGGAUCUGGUGCAGGCACUCAAACAGGCUCUGGAGCAGGAUUUGGCGCUGGAACUAAAACUGGCUUUGGUACUGGAACUGGUGCUGGAUCUGGUGCUGGAUUUGGAGCCCUUGGUGCUGGAUCUGGUGCCCAUGGUCCUGGAUCUGGUGCUGGAUCUGGAGCUGGAUCUGGUGCCCAUGGUCCUGGAUCUGGUGCUGGAUCUGGAGCUGGAUCUGGUGCCCAUGGUCCUGGAUCUGGUGCUGGAUCUGGAGCUGGAUCUGGUGCCCAUGGUCCUGGAUCUGGUGCUGGAUCUGGAGCCUUUGGUGCUGGAUCUGGAGCCUUUGGUGCUGGAUCUGGUGCCCAUGGUGCUGGAUUUGGUGCUGGAUCUGGAGCCUUUGGUGCUGGAUCUGGAGCCCUUGGUGCUGGAUCUGGUGCUGGAUCUGGUGCCCAUGGUCCUGGAUCUGGUGCUGGAUCUGGAGCCUUUGGUGCUGGUGCCCAUGGAGCUGGAUCUGGUGCUGGAUCUGGAGCCUUUGGUGCUGGAUCUGGAGCCUUUGGUGCUGGAUCUGGAGCCUUUGGUGCUGGAUCUGGAGCCUUUGGUGCUGGAUCUGGAGCCUUUGGUGCUGGAUCUGGUGCCCAUGGUGCUGGAUCUGGUGCCCAUGGUGCUGGAUCUGGAGCUGGUUUUGGAGCCCAUGGUGGUUCCAGAUCUCACUUUGGUGCUGGUUCAGCUACUGGCUCUGGAACUCAAGUUGGUUCCAGCACAGGAUUUGGAUCUGGUACUGGGUUCGGUGCCCUUGGAGGUUCCAGUACUGGGUUCGGUGCCCUUGGGGGUUCCAGUACUGGCUUUGGCACUGGAAUCGGUGGCCUUCCAGGUCUUGGAACUGGAGGCUUCAAGGGAGCUGUUAGUCACUUCAGCAGCGGACACACCAGUACGGGUCCUGGAAGCCUCGCUGCUGGUAGCUCUUUCAGACACGGUUCUUCAGGCUUCAGCUCUCAAGCGUUCUCAUCGUCGUUCGCAUCAUCUGGAAGCUUCAGUACCGGCGGAACAGUUCACGCCGGCUUCUGCCCCAACGUUACUGACAAGUGUCCUAGUAAACAUGCAAAGAAGGCCACCAAAUGCAUCAGUGACGCCACGUGCGCACUUACUGAGAAGUGCUGCUUCGACGCUUGCCUGCAGAACGGGCCGGUUGAGCACUUCGUCUGCAAGCCGGCACUUACCAAGGCCCCCGCAUGGUAGCAACAUGGUGGCGGCGAUGGCAGUGGUGGUAAUGGAUGCUUGUGAUGCCAUAUUUUAGUAAGGACUCGUGGGUAGUGGCACUUCGUAAUUGCAGCUCCAGAUUGCAGUGUUUAUGAUGAUUGAUGAUGGUUCGCUGGAGAAAAGAUACUCCUGAAGGUAUAAAAGGGAUAAGAAGGAGUCAUCUUCUCUCAAAUCUGAUGAUCCCAUUACUCGUCAGGACGGAAACUAAACUGAUAACUAAAUUACUUCAUCAACAAACGAAAUUUCAGGUCUGAAAUCCGAUUUAAUGGUCAAGAUUUGGUCAUGUAUUUGACUGUAAACUCGAUAUCUAUGUUAUUACGAAUUACAGGUACCAAGCUUGUUUCCACAAAAUUGUGGUAAACCAAACUGUUCGUGAAUGAUGCCAUAAUUUAUCUGCCCUCCGUGACAUUAUAUAAUAAAAAAAUAAGUAUAU